AUGAAGCCCCAGGAAACCAUGAUUUGCUGUUUAAUGUUAUUUCUGGCCACAGAAUGUUUUCACUAUAGAGCCAAGAUCCACACAAAAGAUGGAGGUAAACUUCAGCAUUUUGAAGAGAAACCCAAGACUGGAAAGAUACAAGAGAAAUGCCAUGGACCUUGCAUCAGUCCAUCCAACUGCAGUGAGACUUGUGCUCAGCCCUUUCAUGGAGAAAUAGGAUUUACAUGUAAUCAAAAGAAGUGGCAAAAAUCAACUGAAACAUGUACAAGCCUUUCUCUGGAAAUGCUCUUUAAGGACUUAAACAGUGUGUCGCGCCUUUCCAUCGCAGCACCCUCUAUACCUCUGCGCAUUCUUGACUUUCAAGCGCCAGAGCCCAUAGAGAGUGUAGUGCAAGGAAUCCGCAAGAACUGUCUACAGGACUAUGCCUGCAUAAUCAAUGUUGUGAAAUCCUCGGAAGCCACAUCUGGAAAUAUUGCAUUUAUUGUCCAGUUAUUAAAAAAUAUUUCUACAGACUUGUCUGAUAAUGUUACCCAAGAGAAAAUGAAGAGCUAUAGCAUAGUGGCCAACCACAUCCUUGACUCAGCAGCCAUUUCAAAUUGGACUUUCAUCCCCAACAAGAAUGCCAGCUCGGAUUUGCUGCAGUCAGUGAAUUUGUUCGCUCGGCAACUCCAUAUCCAAAAUGAAUCUGAGAAUAUUGUGGAUGAACCCUUCAUUCAGACGAAAGGGUUUCACCUCAACCACAAUACCUCAGAGAAAAGUUUCAGAUUCUCCAGGAACAUGAACAAUACAACAGAGGAUAUCUUAGGAAUGAUAGAAAUUCCCAAGCAUGAGCUAUGGAAGUUACCACCAAAUACAUCCCAAGCCAUCAGCAUAGCUUUUCCCACCUUGGGGGCUGUUCUGGAAGAAGCCCACUUGCAAAAUGUGAGUUUUCCCAGGCCAGUAAAUGGUCUGGUCCUUUCGGUGAUUUUGCCAGAAAGAUUAAAGCAAAUCUUACUCACGUUUGAGAAGAUCAAUAAAUCUCGGAGUGCCAGGGCCCAGUGUGUGGGCUGGCACUCCAGAAAAAGGAGAUGGGAUGAGAAUGCAUGUGAAAUGACGUCGGACAUCAGGAACAAAGUGAAAUGCCGGUGUAACUACACCAACGCGGUGAUGUCUUUUUCCAUCCUUAUGUCCCCCAAAUCUAUAGAUAACAAAAUCCUGGACUACAUCACCUGCAUUGGGCUUAGCGUCUCCAUUCUUAGCCUGAUUCUUUGCCUGUUGAUUGAAGCUACGGUGUGGUCCCGGGUUGUUGUCACAGAGAUAUCAUACAUGCGCCAUGUGUGCAUCGUUAACAUAGCUGUGUCGCUCCUGACAGCUAAUGUGUGGUUCAUUAUCUCCUCCAACUUUAGCAAAAAGGCCCGGGACCACAAAUGGUGUGUUGCAAUGACAUUUUUUAGCCACUUUUUCUACCUUUCUCUGUUUUUUUGGAUGCUCUUCAAAGCACUGCUGAUCAUCUACGGAAUAUUGGUUGUUUUCCAUAGGAUGAUGAAGUCCCGCAUGAUGGCCAUUGGCUUUGUCAUUGGCUAUGGGUUUCCGUUGAUCAUUGCUGUCACCACAGUUGCUAUCACAGUGCCAGAGAAAGGCUAUGUGAGACAUGAUGCCUGUUGGCUUAACUGGGAUAAUACCAAAGCCCUUUUAGCAUUUGCCAUCCCAGCUUUGGUCAUUGUGGCUGUGAAUCUACUUGUGGUUUUGGUUGUUGCUGUCAACACUCAGAGGCCCUUUAUUGGCAGUUCCAAGUCUCAAGAUGUGGCCAUAAUUCGGAGGAUCAGUAAAAAUGUUGCCAUCCUUACCCCACUGCUGGGACUGACCUGGGGUUUUGGAAUAGCCACCCUCAUAGAAGGCAAUUCAUUGAUAUUCCACAUAAUCUUUGCCCUGCUCAAUGCUUUCCAGGGGUUCUUCAUCUUGCUAUUUGGAACCAUUAUGGAUCAGAAGAUAAGAGAUGCUUUGAGGAUGAAGAUGUCUUCACUGAAGGGUCAGCCAAGAGUAGCAGAGAAUGCAUCGUUAAGCCCAACCAAUGGAUCAAAGUUAAUGAAUCGUUGA
Messenger RNA from Pteronotus mesoamericanus, 2076 nucleotides. RefSeq names its product adhesion G protein-coupled receptor F4 (gene ADGRF4). Lineage: Eukaryota; Metazoa; Chordata; Mammalia; Chiroptera; Mormoopidae. The record is from RefSeq and is a predicted model, not a curated record. Gene Ontology annotation, biological process: cell surface receptor signaling pathway; adenylate cyclase-activating G protein-coupled receptor signaling pathway. The transcript has 8 exons. Gene Ontology annotation, cellular component: membrane. Bases 1 to 2076 code for a protein of 691 amino acids. Gene Ontology annotation, molecular function: G protein-coupled receptor activity.